Otolemur garnettii (small-eared galago) is the source of this 1323-nucleotide messenger RNA. RefSeq names its product forkhead box protein D4-like 1 (gene FOXD4). Lineage: Eukaryota; Metazoa; Chordata; Mammalia; Primates; Galagidae. The record is from RefSeq and is a predicted model, not a curated record. The coding region runs from base 1 to 1323 and encodes 440 amino acids. Gene Ontology annotation, molecular function: RNA polymerase II cis-regulatory region sequence-specific DNA binding; DNA-binding transcription factor activity, RNA polymerase II-specific. The transcript has a single exon. Gene Ontology annotation, biological process: cell differentiation; anatomical structure morphogenesis; regulation of transcription by RNA polymerase II.
AUGGACUUGCCAAGGGCUGGGCGGCCGCGCUCCACACGGCAGCGCAGCCUCCCGGGCUCCGACCGAGAAGAUGGUGAGAUCUAUGUUCUGAGACAGGACGAAGAUGCCGGGGAGGAGGAGGAAGACCCGGAGUCGGAGGCCAGCCCGCGGUUUCUAGAGCCGCAGGGGACGCGGCGGGGCGCUGGCGCGCUUCCCCGAGAGUGCCCCGAGGGCGGCGGCCGCCGGAGCGACCCUGCAGAGUUGGGCGCCAAUUUCAAGGCACCGACCACGUCUGCGGCGUCCUCUGGGGACGCCCCUCAGCUGGCGAAGCCCCCAUACUCUUACAUCGCGCUUAUAACUAUGGCCAUCCUGCAGAGCCCGCACCAGCGCCUCACGCUCAGUGGCAUCUGCGCCUUCAUCAGCGGCCGCUUCCCCUACUACCGUCGCAAGUUCCCCGCCUGGCAGAACAGCAUCCGCCACAACCUGUCUCUUAACGACUGCUUCGUCAAGAUCCCCCGCGAGCCGGGCCACCCGGGCAAGGGCAACUACUGGAGCCUGGACCCCGCCUCCCAGGACAUGUUCGACAACGGCAGCUUUCUCCGGCGCAGGAAGCGGUUCAAGCGCCACCACCCGCCCCCGGGAGCCCACCUGCACCACCCCUUCCCUCUGGCCCCUGCACCCACCGUCCUGCAAGGUCCCCAACCGGGCCUCUUGCUCGGAUCCGCAGCCCCUCCUGUCCCGGGGACUCACCCUAUUGCCGCCCCGGGCAGCCGCCCGACCGCACUGCUGCACCCGCAUCCCCUUCGCUAUCUGCUGCUCUCGGCCCCAGCCUGUGCCACGGCGCGGAGGAAAUCAGAAGGGGCAGACCUGGAGAGGCCCGGCGUCUUCCCGGCGCUGCAGCCCUCCGCGGGCUCCCAGCCUUGGGAAGAGGGCAAGGGUCUGGCCUCGCGACUGAGAGGUGGAUGUACCUCUUUCAGCAUCGAGAGUAUCAUGCAAGGGGUCAGGGAAGGAGGUACAGGGACCGCGCAGAGUCUGCCCCCGGCCCCGUGGGGCUACUGCCACCUGCUACAGCGCCCGUCUAGCCUGUUGAAUCACCAGGCCACUGCCCCCUUGCUGCACGUGUCUGCCGCCGCCGCCGCCCGACGCCUUUUGCUGCUGCAGCAGGAGCAGCAGCAGCAACUGCAGGACUGCGCCAGCAGCUGCGCUCCCAGCAAGGGAGGGCUGCUGGAUCGUCACUUGUCCGCUGCCGCAGCCCUGAUGAAGUACCAGAACUCCGCAGAGGGUUCUAGACUGACAUCGCCGGCCUCCCCCUUGAGCGGAGAGGGAACCUUGCCAGCCUACUGA